AUGGCUGCUCUUGCCUCAGAACAAUCAACCCCAGAUCGUUCCAUGUCUGCCAACCUAGACUCCUGGAGGUACACUCAGGGUACCCAUCCACUGCGGAUGGCCGUCCUGCUCCUGACUCUUGGUCUCCUCAACCCAAGCAAGAACAGACGCCCAAUAUCUGGUCCAGUCCGCCACUGCCUUCCUGCCGCGCUGGUCACACGCGCUGCAAAGGGUGUUCGCAGUGCCAACCGGCGCAUCGUAGCGCCUGGUACAGACAUAAAGACCUUGAGCUUGGAGGGAUCCGAUCCAAUCCCGCUUGGCCCUGCUCAGUUUGGUGGGCAAAUGUUCGAAGCACGUACGGGCCCCGGGCUGCUAGGCCAGGACUCUGCAGUCUUUGAGCUUACAAACAUCGCUGCGCGUCCAGAUGAGAGGUGGUCCAGCAACCACUGGGUCGGUAUCAGAGUUGUCACCCUCAGAAACGGAAGCAGCACUAGCUGA
Messenger RNA from Neurospora tetrasperma FGSC 2508, 477 nucleotides. RefSeq lists its product as uncharacterized. Lineage: Eukaryota; Fungi; Ascomycota; Sordariomycetes; Sordariales; Sordariaceae. The transcript has 2 exons. Bases 1 to 477 code for a protein of 158 amino acids. The record is from RefSeq and is a predicted model, not a curated record.